Messenger RNA from Stylonychia lemnae, 2316 nucleotides. The record is from the annotation of a GenBank genome assembly. NCBI's taxonomy places the organism in Eukaryota, Ciliophora, Spirotrichea, Sporadotrichida, Oxytrichidae.
AUGUCAACGGCAGAAAAUAAUAGAAAUCUAGGAUUAAAUCACGGAACAAUGAUGGGUGACUAAUUCGAUUCAAUGCUCAGAGACUAAGACGGAUUACUUGCUGAUAUGGACUAGUAGCUCCUCCCUAAGAUAGAGGAAUUGCUUUCUUAUCACAUCGAAGAGUAAGGCUUGGAAUGUCAAAAUCUUGAGCUAAACCCAAUAUUUCAAAAAUUAAGACUCAGAUUGAGAUAGUUUUAUUUCCAAGCAGAAGAAUAUCGAAGAAAUGGUCCAAGUUAACUCAAUUAAAAUCAACUAUAAAAGAAUAAAGUUGAUUUUUCUUACAAAAUUCAGUUACAUCGAGGAUUGAAACGACUAUUAAGAGAAGUAGUUAUUACAAAAGACAAGCAUUUGUAAUUGACGAAUUUAGGAAAAGUGUAUACAUGGUACUUUUAAAAGUUGGAGUCAAUCGGACAGAUGUCAUCAUAAGAAAAAGAUGAAGAAGAAAUAUUUUUAAAUCCAGGAAGAAUUGAAGAGAUUCAGAGACGCAAUGAAGAAAAAUAAACAUAAAAAAGAGAGAAACUGCUAAACGAGAAUUAUAUUGAGUAGAAGUAGAAGAAAUUUUUCGAAGAUGGGGAGAGAACAGUCCAUUAAGACAUUCUCCCUGCUAAAGACAGAAUUGGAGAAUACAAAACUAAGAGUUUUGGAAAACUUUUCCAAAAUAAGCUAGAAGAGAGACCUAUGAGUGCAUAUACAAGUAAUGCAGCUUUAGGAGAUGCAACUACUUAAGCUCAAUCUGUAUUUGAGGAGGAUGAAAAAUCAGUCAAGUCUCAUCCUUUUAAAAAUUUCUAUACAACUGGUGAUCCUGUAGUUUUCAAAACAUAAAAUAGAUUUGAAGGCAAGUCAAAUUUCCAUAACUAUUUCCCAACAAAUGAUAUGACUGAGUAAAAAAUUGAAAAAAUUUGGUUUCAAAACAAAAAUCGCCUCUUGAUUGAAAAAAGAAGAGAGGAAGAGUUAAAGUAAACAAUGAAAGAAUGGAGCAAUGCAAAGUAAAGAAUAGAAUCUGAAAUUCAAAGGAAAAAGGAGCACAAACUUUAUGCAAACAACUUUGAGGCACGAGGAUAUGUUAGGACUAACUGGAAAACUAAAAACUUUAAUCCUGAGAGUAACCCAUUAGAAGAGGAUUCAUCUAGUGAUGAGUCAGAUGAUGUUCAAAUACUUUCUGAUAAUGAAGAUGCAAUUGUAAUAAAUAAAGGCAAGUAAAGCUUGAGAAGUAGAGAAGAUUAAGAAGAUGAUGAUGAGUACGAUGAUGAGUAUGAUUAUGUAAAAGAUGAUGAAGAAUAUGAUGACUAUGAACAAUAAAACAAGAUGAAUCAAAUGAAAUAAGCCAAAGAUAAUUAGCAAAGAAGUCUCAAGAGUGCUCAUCCAAGAAUGAGAGGGUCAUAGGGCUAAUUAGAGGCUAAAUAACCAAGCUUACAUGAUCUUACUAAGGAUCAAGUUGGGUAUGGUAUAAGACCGUCAACAGCUAUUCAGAUAAAACAACUUGAAAUGAUUCAAGAAUAUAAUAAGUCUCUACCUAAAAGGAAGAAAAAUUAAUCAUUACCUUUAAUCUAAGCUCAUAAUAUUGGAACAAAGAGCAUUAUAAAAAAAGACCACAAAAAAUAAACGGUUGAAGAAAUAAUUAAGUACAAUGCUAUUGGUGAGAUUGAUGAUCAACUUGAUUCAAAAGAAGCAUAAGGUAGCAAGUUUUAAAUGCUUGGUAAGGUGAGAAAUAUGAAAAUAUAAUCUGCUAAAUAAAGAAUAGAAACUCUCAGAAAAUAUAAAGGUGAUUUGAUAAAUGCAGUUCCAAAUUUUACUGAGGAUAGCUUAGAUAAUGUAUUUGUUAGUUCUAACAAAGGAAGCGAUGCUUAUUCUCUUUCAGUUUAUAAUAGAGCAGAUAAAUAUACUAGGCCAUAAACUGCUCCUACAUAAAACAAUUGGUUUAAAGGAAUGUAAAAGCUUUAGCCAGUUGCAGAAGAAGAGGAACAUCCUGUAGAACCUGAUACAAGACUUCCAGAAUUUAAAGUACCACCAGGGUUAUAGGCUUUAUCAAGAGGAGCUAUUGAUGGAUAUAGAUUAGAGCAAGUAAGUGAGAUUGAAUCUAUUAAAGAGAGACUGGCUAGAGAUGGUUUCCCUCAAAGUAUGGUGGUUCUUCAAAGAGCAAUUCUAAUGCCAACUGAUGUAGAAUACGUCCCAGGUUAAAGAAAGUAUCCUAGUCCUGGCGAUGCACUCAUGAUUAAUCCUUUCCCAAAAAAGAAGAAGAAGAAGGGUAAAAAGAAGAAGGGCAAGAAGAAGAAGUGA